This is a messenger RNA of Phytomonas sp. EM1, 1669 nucleotides long. Lineage: Eukaryota; Euglenozoa; Kinetoplastea; Trypanosomatida; Trypanosomatidae. The record is from the annotation of a GenBank genome assembly.
GAAGGGAUAAAAUUUUUAAAGAAGAUUAAGUGCCUAUGAACUAAUGGUGAUUAAUAAGUGCUUAAAAAUCAUUAUGGCUUAUAAUGGAACCACUAUAACAAUAAUACAAUAACUCAUUCGAAUAUACGACUAGGAAUAGGAAUUUCAGCAAAGAUAAAUCCUUUUUGCAUAUUAUUUAAAAGGAAAGCAUCUAACAGAACAUGUUAUCAUUUCUAUUUUCGUAUAUGUGUGUGCAAGUCAUCACAUCUACAGACACGUUACCAGUAAUGUAAUAAGCCAACCUCACCUGAAAACAGAUGUCAAACGGAAAUAUCGUAAAGCCGGCAUGAAAACAUCUAGGUCGCCCUUUUGGGAUGGAGAGAUGCUUCUUUCCGUUAUGAAACCUUUGCAGGUUUUAUUUUUAACUCAAUAAUCCCCUUUCAGUGCCACAUUUCAAUAAAAGCAUGCUUCCAAGCUUGGCCAGUUUGUUUCCUUCAAGGGUAAGGCUAAGUUGUUGAUACUUUGCACUGUAUCUCUUCAUUAGAUUAUUCAUUUGCUAUUUUGUUAUUACUUACCGCUUUUGUCCCCUAAUGUUUUCUCUAUCGCGUAUUGGAAGGAAUGCGAGUGUGAACUCAUUUCCAAUCCUAUUAGAGCAAUUCAUAUAUACCAGAAUACACCUAAACCAAACAUUACCGAGUAAAAAAAAAGGAAAGAACUGAUGGAGAUUAGAUCCACUCAAGUUGAGAGGGAGGAGGGGUCUUCAAAAACGGUUCGAAACGUGGGAACGGCGAAUUAUCCGGGAGACUUCCGUCCGCAGUUUUGGAUUUCCGCGCCGGACCAUCGCACGGUCGAUCGACAGGCAGCCUUUCGCGGCGGACGCCGGCACCUCGCGAAAGGCGGGGGCAAAUCCUCGACUUCGGCGGAGAAGUCAGCCCUCGCGUUGGCGUCUUCUCCUCCUUCUCCCCCUCCUCCGGCGAGUUUGCCGCAUUAUCAGCUUAUUAUCGUCGCCGCGAACGCCGCGGCGGUGGUGCCCGAGGCCUUCCAAACCCCCAUCCCGCCCGAUCCAUCGUCGGUAGCAAACCCCACGGAGAAAUUGGUGGAAACCACCCCUGAUUGCGAGCGAAACGCGACGGAAACGGAAGAAAAACACGGUGUAAGUGGGGGGAUGAAGACGUUGGAAUCAUCCCCUCCCGUUCUUUUUAGCGUUCCGGUGUAUAUCUGGAGGGACUCCACGCUGCGGGAGAUGUUGGAAACGGUGCUGGCGAGGAGCGCCGCGGCAAGGCGGGUGCUCCUGCCUGGAAAUCCCAAACGACCACGCGAGGGUGUCGCGUAUGGAGGGAUGCAAACAAGGGAAAAGAUUCCCGCCGAGCUUCCACAGGUGGCUCGCGUUCUACGCGUCUCCCCUGGGGUUGUAGAUCGUCAGCCAAAGAUCGCCCCUAUUGGUAGCCUGAAACUUCGGAAACCGCACUUUACCUCGACGGAUUAUAUUACCUUACAGGCGUUGUUAGGCCCACCGGCUGGGAACUUCCGGCUGGGGGAUUUGCUUGUUUUCGUGCCGGCGAUGGAGAACAUAAGCGCAUCCAUACCGCCGCUUCAUCCUCAUCCAAAUCGAAGAAACCCUUCGCAACGAACGAAAAGGAGAAAUGGGUUUAACAGCAACGCCUCACGGACGCGCCCGCAGCCCAGGUGA